CGAUACACCGGUUUAAGCCCCCUCGGUGAACAGUUUCCAGUAAUACCCACUCGACGAAGGAUAGGGUAGAAAGGAGAGGCCGAGGUGGGCGGAGAGGCUUCUAGGGUUUGGGCGAGAGUUGACGCGACCGCGAGCGAACCUAAGAAGCCAUCCCUCUCUCGCUUCCCCCGCUUCUUGACCUCGAUCGCGGUAUAGCAUGGGGAGGGGCAGGUUCAAGGCCAAGCCCACCGGCCGCCGGAACUUCUCCACGCCCGAAGAGAUGGCUGCUGGCUCCUCAGCUCGUCCUCGCACCUUCAAAAAGAAGGAAGCUGAAUAUAGUGAAGAGGAGGAACCCGGGGAGGAAAGUGGAGGGGACUCUGAACAAGAGACUGAGAAAAAGAAGGGCAUUCUUCACAUUAGUGAGAUUCAGAACCCAAACCUCGUAAAACCAAAAAACAUGAAAGCUAGAGCAGCUGAUGUGGAAAGCACUCCUGAACUCUCUCGUAGAGAAAGGGAAGAGAUAGAGAGGCAGAAAGCUCAUGAACGAUACAUGAGGCUGCAGGAACAAGGAAAAACAGAACAAGCUCGAAAAGAUUUGGAGCGCCUAGCAUUAAUACGACAACAAAGAUCUGAGGCUGCAAAGAAGCGUGACGAGGAAAAAGCUGCCAAAGAACAGAAGAGGGCUGAAGCUCGCAAAUAAUCAGACUUAGAGCGUGCUUUUCAGCUCCGUAUGUUUGUAUUUUGUUUCAAGUUGUUACUAAUUGUGCGUCUGCGGCAUAUUAAGUUUUUACCAAAUGUGCAUGUCAAAGCAUAUUUUGGUUAUUGUAGAUAACGAUAUUUAAUAUAAUGUUGAAUUGGCAGCAGAGUUAUCUUUG
This is a messenger RNA of Musa acuminata AAA Group (dessert banana), 854 nucleotides long. RefSeq lists its product as uncharacterized. NCBI's taxonomy places the organism in Eukaryota, Viridiplantae, Streptophyta, Magnoliopsida, Zingiberales, Musaceae. Bases 197 to 679 code for a protein of 160 amino acids. Gene Ontology annotation, cellular component: cytosol. The record is from RefSeq and is a predicted model, not a curated record. The transcript is spliced from 8 exons. Gene Ontology annotation, molecular function: RNA binding.